This is a messenger RNA of Pseudopodoces humilis (Tibetan ground-tit), 1405 nucleotides long. It is a transcript of the gene TRIM54, whose product is annotated as tripartite motif containing 54. The record is from RefSeq and is a predicted model, not a curated record. Gene Ontology annotation, molecular function: zinc ion binding. NCBI's taxonomy places the organism in Eukaryota, Metazoa, Chordata, Aves, Passeriformes, Paridae. Gene Ontology annotation, cellular component: cytoplasm. Gene Ontology annotation, biological process: regulation of microtubule cytoskeleton organization.
GCCGGAGCCGGGGCCGAAACAAAGCGGGCACCGGGCGGCCGGAGCGGAGCCGCGGGACAGAGCCGGGUCGGGCCGGGACGGGCCGGGACCGCGGCCAUGAACUUCGCCGUGGGGCUGAAGCCGCUUCUGGCGGAGGCGAGGAGCAUGGAGAGCCUGGAGAAGCAGCUCAUCUGCCCCAUCUGCCUGGAGAUGUUCUCCAAACCUGUGGUCAUCCUGCCCUGCCAGCACAACCUCUGCCGCAAGUGCGCCAACGACGUCUUCCAGGCCUCCAACCCGCUGUGGCAGUCACGGGGCUCCAGCGCCGUGCCGUCGGGCGGCCGGUUCCGGUGUCCGUCGUGCCGGCACGAGGUGGUGCUGGACCGGCACGGGGUGUACGGAUUGCAGCGGAACCUGCUCGUGGAGAACAUCAUCGACAUCUACAAGCAGGAGUCGGCCCGACCCCUUCAUGCCAAGGCCGAGCAGCACCUCAUGUGUGAGGAGCACGAGGAUGAGAGGAUCAACAUCUACUGCCUGCGCUGCGAGGCGCCCACCUGCUCCCUGUGCAAGGUGUUUGGGGCGCACAAGGACUGCGAGGUGGCUCCGCUGCCGGCCGUCUACCAGCGCCAGAAGAGUGAGCUCAGCGACGGCAUCGCCAUGCUGGUGGCGGGGAACGACCGGAUCCAGGCCAUCAUCACACAGAUGGAGGAGAUCUGCCACACCAUCGAGGAGAACGGCCGGCGGCAGAAGCAGCACGUGGGGCUGCGGUUUGAUGCGCUGUACGGGAUCCUGGAGGAGCGGAAGAAGGAGCUGCUGCAGAGCAUCGCAGCCGAGCAGGAGGCCAAGCUGCAGCGUGUCCGUGGGCUCAUCCGCCAGUACGGAGACCACCUGGAGGCCUCCUCCAAACUGGUGGAGUCAGCCAUCCAGGCCAUGGAGGAGCCCCAGAUGGCCGUGUACCUGCAGCACUCCAAGGAACUCCUGAAAAAGAUCACAGACAUGUCCAAGGCAUCAAUGAGCAGCCGCCCUGAGCCCGGCUACGAGAAUAUGGACCACUUCUCCAUCAACGUGGACUACGUGGCUGAGAUGCUGAGGACCAUCGAGUUCCAGACAGAGCCACUGGGCGAGGAUGAGGGUGACGGGCCUGGGGACGGCAGUGAGGCCACAACGGAUGAGGACCGGCUGGACAGCCUGGAGGUGCCCGAAGCUGCUGAAGAUGUGGGGCCGAGGCAGAAACCAGCGAGUUCUCCCCACGGUCAGCACUGAAGUGAAGCCGUGGGGUAGCGCUGCCAUGCCCUCAGCUGUGGCUGUCUCUGUCACCCCCGCCCUGGCUGUGGCCAUCCCUGGCACUCUCAGUCGGGCUCCAUCCCUGCUGCUGGAAUUCCCCAAAUGGGCGCUGCCCCUCUACAACAUUAAAAGUGUGUGACACGUU